Molecule: messenger RNA, 2295 nt
Organism: Cordyceps militaris CM01
Lineage: Eukaryota; Fungi; Ascomycota; Sordariomycetes; Hypocreales; Cordycipitaceae
Product: Armadillo-type fold domain containing protein
Exons: 1
Coding region: 1-2295 (764 amino acids)
Biological process (GO): ribosomal small subunit biogenesis
Cellular component (GO): nucleolus
Molecular function (GO): protein binding; RNA binding
Source: RefSeq, a predicted model, not a curated record
AUGCCAGGUGGUGAUGUCUCUGAGAGCAUGAGCGACGGCGGGGUUGACGUGGUCAACCUGGACGAGAGUGAAGAGAGCGGUGACGACUUUGACGACCCAGACGACGGAAUUAGCGUUGAUCACGAGCCGAUUUCAAGAACAAACAUUUCAAAAUCCAUGAAAGAAAAGCUUGACCAAGAUGAUGCCGAGAUUGCAGCAUUUGAGCGAAUGCUAGGCAUCAAGAAGGGGCGCAAGUCUCUGCCACAGUCUUUCGCGGAGGACGGACUGGGGGAUUUGCUAGGGGACGUCAAGGCAGUAGAUCCCGAGUCUGAUGGCGACAUCGACGAGCAGAAGAGAAAGCGCGAUUACGACGACUGGCUCUCCUCGAAAAGAAGAAAAACGGCAACCGGUACGGCCCCAAGAAUAAAGCCUGCAAAACAGCAUGAUGAACAUGGCGACAGCGAUCAGAACGAUGAUUCGGAGGAUGAUUCUGACUUGCUCAUGCCAGAUGGUGACAUAAUAGGAGUGGACGAAGAGGAGAUGAUUCCUGAUGACGACUCAUUUGCAGGGUUCGACUCCGAUGGUUCUGCUGGAGUGGAAAAGGCCCCGGAUGCACGCAAGAGAGAGAAUCCAUAUGUCGCACCGACUACCGGAAACGUUGUCGCAAAAUACGUGCCCCCAUCCCUCCGCAAGGCCACCAACACGGAAUCUGAGCAAAGGGCCAGGCUACAGAAGAAUAUUCAGGGCCUAGUCAACCGGCUGACUGACGCCAACAUCCUCUCCAUUGUUCAAUCUAUCGAUGAAAUCUAUCAACAGAAUGCUCGAGGAGAAGUCACAGAAGUUAUUACCGAUACUAUCCUGGCGCAGAUUUACAAGCCCGAGCUUCUUCCGGACCAAUUUUUCGUACUGACUGGUGGAUUCACUGCUGCAAUGUACAAGAUCGUUGGCUCCAGUUUUGGCUCCCAUAUGAUCCGCCGUCUUGUUCAAGAUCUCGCGCGGGACUACAGUCAGGCAAUUGGUGGUGAUGCCAAUACAAGACGGGAAGCCUCCAAUUUGGUCAAUUUCUUGACCCAGCUCUACGUCUUUGAGGUUGUCAGCUGCCGAAUCAUUUUCGACUACAUGGAGAAAUUUCUGGGCGAGCUCUCCGAGCUCAACGUUGAGCUUCUGUUACGUGUUUGCCGCAUGGCAGGUCGCAUGCUGCGAAGGGACGAUGCGCAAUCUCUAAAGCACAUCGCCAGUGUGCUAAACACCAACAUGUCAAAGGGCGGAUAUGAGAAUAUGUCUGUGAGAACCAAGUUCAUGGUGGAAAUAAUAAACGACCUGAAGAACAACAAGUCCAAGGCGAAAGGUCUCGACUCUGCUAUUGUCUCGGAGCACGUUGUGCGCAUGAAGAAACGCAUUGGCGAACUGAAGUCACAAUCUCGCAGACUUGAUGGAUUAGCUCCCAUGGGCAUGAGCUUGCAUGAUAUCGAAGGCGCCGAUACAGAUGGAAAAUGGUGGCUCGUUGGAGCCAGUGUGCCUGUCAAAACAAAGCGCUCGACUAUCAAAGAGGUUGAUCAGGAGUCAGAGGAUUCCAUGACAGACGAUGAAGACAUGGACUUUGUGCUCCCGGAUUAUCCACAAAAGGCUCGUUCACAGGGACUCAGCAGCAUGGCUCAGAUAGCCAUCUUCACGGCUCUCAUGUCUGCAACCAGCUCUGAGCAUGGGUACAGGCAGUUUGUUAAUCUCAAGCUAAAAAGGGACGACCAGCUUGAGAUUGCUCGUGUCCUGGUCCAAUGCGUUGGCAGCGAAACGGAAUAUAACGAUUUCUACGCAUUAGUCGCAAACCAAGCUUGUUCUAACAAUAAAGUUCGAUUUGCUUUCCAGGAUAGGCUCUGGAAAAUCUUCCGCGGCCUCGGCGAAUCCAUGUUUGGAGAUGAUGCCGACGACGAUGACACGGCAGAUAGCGAGCGAAUGAAGGAUCCGCGCCGACUAGCGAACGUAGCCAGAUUCUACGCGUCUCUAGUUGCCGACGGCUCUCUGGGCAUUGCGAUCCUCAAACCUCUGGACCUGCCCGAAGUCAGUAGCUGGACGGCCGACUUUGUCGAGCGUUUUCUGGUGCAGCUGCUCACGUACUGCAAAGGAAAAAGCGGCGAUGAGGAUGUCAAAGUAGACAAGAUCUUUGGCGCGGCGAGGCAAUUGCCAGGCGUAGCUGCGGGACUGCAUUGGUUCUUGCGUAAAAGGGUCCGCAAAUCGAAACUGAUAAAGGAGGCCAAGAAAAUGGAACGCGUCAGGCAAAAGGCCCAGACUGCGGUUCAGGCGGUCGAGGUGGCGUAG